GCGCCAUGAAUCAGAGCUCCCAGAUGUGGCUGUACCUUAGCUUGCUGCCUUUUUUUGUCCGACGCGGGUUGGCCAAUCCGAACUUCGCGUUGAGAAGGCUGGGUCACUGCCUUCGUGCCUGUUUAUUCAUUCUCAGUACAAAGCUCACGGCGCAACCAGUUUCAGCAGUGCAAACAUCAAUUCUUUAAAGAUCUGUUUUUCAUCUGAGAUUAGUCGCGUGGCCAGUUGGAAGCUUCGCUCAUAAGCCACUAAGCUUCUGAGUCUCAGGAGCGGGAUCCCAAAGCCAAAAAGACAGAAAAAGGGCCACCGACUGGCUUUCAACUUUCUCUCCUUCGGCACACCGCGAUCAUGUCGACCCUUUUUGGCGGUGCUUCAGCUGCAUCAACGACAAGCAACACCGUCGGUGACCUUAAGCAAGACGUCGCACUCUCAGACCCCCCUACUGAUACCAUCUCCGACCUUUCCUUCUCCCCUGCGCCAAACGGGCCUGACUUCCUCGCCAUCUCCAGUUGGGAUAACAAGGUUCGCAUUUACGAGAUUGCUGCCAAUGGCCAGAGUCAGGGCCGACACGCCUACGAGCACAGCCAACCUGUGUUGAACUGCGACUUCUCCAAGGAUGGAACAAAAGUCGCCUCUGCUGGCGCUGACAAGAAUGUCAAGGUCUGCGAUCUUGCCUCCCAGCAGGACGCCGUUAUUGGCACACACGACCAGCCAGUGCGAACAUGUCGAUUUUUCAUGAACGAUGGUAACCCCAUGGUGGUCUCGGGCUCGUGGGAUAAGACGAUCAAGUACUGGGAUCUUAGACAACAGGGACCUGCGGCAACCGUACAAUGCCAGGAGCGAGUUUAUACGAUGGACGUCCGCGAUAAUCUCUGCGUUGUCGGCACCGCCGAUCGAUACAUCAAUGUUAUUGAUCUCAAGAACCCUACCAAAUUCUAUAAAACCCUGCAGAGCCCUCUCAAGUGGCAGACCAGGGUGGUUAGUUGCUUUACUGACUCUGCUGGUUUUGCUAUCGGUAGUAUCGAGGGUCGUUGCGCUAUCCAAUACGUCGAAGAUAAGGACUCCAGCUCCAACUUCUCUUUCAAGUGUCAUCGCGACCCCCCCGCCAACAGCGUCACAAAUGUCUAUGCCGUCAACGAUAUUUCUUUCCACCCCGUUCAUGGCACAUUCAGCACUGCUGGUUCCGAUGGCACAUUCCACUUCUGGGACAAGGACGCCAAGCACCGUCUCAAGGGCUACCCUAAUGUUGGUGGCAGCAUCACUUCCACAACCUUCAACAAAAAUGGUUCCAUCUUCGCCUACGCUGUAGGCUACGACUGGGCCAAGGGCUACCAGCACAAUACUCAGAACUACCCUAUCAAGGUGAUGUUGCACCCUGUCAACCAGGACGAGUGCAAGCCCAGGCCAUCACUCAAGAAGCGAUAAAGGAUCACACGAAUAUCAAGAGGACGGGCUGUAGAGGAGGGAAUGGAUUUCGUUGGUCGAUUAAUAGUUAGUUGCGAUUAUGUACUGUACCACAAUUGGUGAAGACUCCAAGAUUGAUAGGAAAGGGCCGAAAAGGAUGGAAUGUUGAGUUUGGACCAAAAAGAGCAAGGCAAUCCAGGUGGUGGUGUUUUACGAGAGAUGAUACCAUAGAUGCAAUAAAACAUCAACACAAACCUGGCAUAGUAUCCAAUGGCAUUCAGCUUCACACAUGUCAUCAUAUGGCAACGCAGUGAGAUGAGCCCAUAAGCUUGCGGACAAAUACGUUGACGAUCUGGCAGCCAUUAUUCACCAGUUAUAAAGCUUGAGUUGCAAGGAUAGCAAAGGAUUGGUAUUGAUGACAGUCUGCCACCUGGGCUUUCACUUUAUCAUUGUGUAUCGAUGUAUAAAAAAAAGGAUGGUUCUUAGCCACAGGAGCCUCUUGUAGCGGGC
Molecule: messenger RNA, 1914 nt
Organism: Fusarium verticillioides 7600
Lineage: Eukaryota; Fungi; Ascomycota; Sordariomycetes; Hypocreales; Nectriaceae
Exons: 3
Coding region: 349-1425 (358 amino acids)
Biological process (GO): RNA export from nucleus; transcription-dependent tethering of RNA polymerase II gene DNA at nuclear periphery
Cellular component (GO): nuclear pore
Molecular function (GO): ubiquitin binding; RNA binding
Source: RefSeq, a predicted model, not a curated record